Messenger RNA from Eriocheir sinensis (Chinese mitten crab), 2840 nucleotides. RefSeq lists its product as uncharacterized. The record is from RefSeq and is a predicted model, not a curated record. Bases 207 to 2717 code for a protein of 836 amino acids. Lineage: Eukaryota; Metazoa; Arthropoda; Malacostraca; Decapoda; Varunidae. Gene Ontology annotation, biological process: proteolysis. The transcript has 12 exons. Gene Ontology annotation, molecular function: serine-type endopeptidase activity.
GGGCUGCGGAGAGGCGCCACGGCAGGGGAGGAAAGAAGAGAGGAAAAAGAAGAGGAGGAGGAGGAGGAGGACGCACGUGGCAGCAGGACAUGGCUUGUGAGAAGGAAGAAACAUCGAUGACAGUGAUUAAAGGAAGAAUUAAUCUGUACCUAAGAAUGAAGGAAGGCAGAGUAGCAUUUAAUGAACAGUGAAGCUACUGAGGAGGAAUGACAGCGGCGGCGGUGGUGGCGGUGAUGGUGCUGAUGGUGAACCUUACUCCGGGGGCGGCUGUUGGGGCGGUGACAGGAGAAGCCGUCGGGAGAACACGCACCUCCGGGAGACUCUUCGCGCCUCCAGGGACCCUCGCCGCCUCCCUCCUCCUGCCGGAUCCGGUGAAGGUCAGACUAAGGCCAGGCUUCCCCUCCAGACCCAUCCCGCCACUCAGGAGAUUCCGGAGGUCCCAGGCGCUGCUGCAGGCCGCUCAGACAAUCGAGGACAUGGUUAAGGUGAUGGAGGAUAAGGGAAACAUGCAGCCGUUCAAUAGUUCCCUCAAGACAGAGCUUCUCCUUCUGUCCCAAGAGAUCCACUCCUCCAUGGCGUCACUUUCCAACGGUGCAGAGAACACGACUUUGGUUAACUUCACCCAAGAGACGCCGGAACCCAUCUUUAACAACCCCGUGGACACAUCGCAACACAUAAUCAGCAACCCAGAAGACACAUCGCAACACAUAAUCAGCGACCCAGUGGACACAUUGCAACACAUUAACAGCAACCCAGAAGACACAUCGCAACACAUUAUCAGCAACCCAGAAGACACAUCGCAACACAUUAUCAGCAACCCAGAAGACACAUCGCAACACAUUAUCAGCAACCCAGAAGACACAUCGCAACACAUCAUCAGCAACCCAGAAGACACAUCGCAACACAUAAUCAGCAACCCAGAAGACACAUCGCAACACAUCAUCAGCAACCCAAAAGACACAUCGCAACACAUUAUCAGCAACCCAGAAGACACAUCGCAACACAUUAUCAGCAACCCAGAAGACACAUCGCAACACAUCUCCAGUAUCAUCAACAACCUCAAUAAUACAUCCUCAGUUGUAUUCAGCAACCCAAAAGACACAUCGCAACACAUCAUCAGCAACCCAGAAGACACAUCGGGACACAUCAUCAUCAUCCCAGAAGACACAUCGCAACACAUCAUCAGCAACCCAGAAGACACAUCGCAACACAUCAUCAACAACCCAAAAGACACAUCACAACACAUAAUCAGCAACCCAGAAGACACAUCGCAACACAUCAUCAGCAACCCAGAAGACACAUCGCAACACAUCAUCAACAACCCAAAAGACACAUCGCAACACAUCAUCAGCAACCCAGAAGACACAUCGCAACACAUCAUCAGCAACCCAGAAGACACAUCGGGACACAUCAUCAUCAUCCCAGAAGACACAUCGCAACACAUCAUCAGCGACCCAGAAGACACAUCACAACACAUAAUCAGGAACCCAAAAGACACAUCACAACACAUAAUCAGUAACCCAGAAGACACAUCGCAACACAUAGUCAGCAACUCAGAAGACACAUCGCAACACAUCAUCAGCAACCCAGAAGACACAUCGGGACACACCAUCAGCAUCCACAACCACCCCGAGAACACAUCCUCAACCACCCUCAACAACCCACAGAACACAUUGGGCCCUAUCCUUAGUAUCCUUAACCCCGAACACACAAUGGAACCGAUCCUCAGUAUCCUCAACCCCCCGAAGGACACGUCAGGAGCCAUCGUCACCAACCCCGAGGCCCAAGAACCUGAAGGAGACACCACCGCGGAUGAUGAGGACAUUGGCGCGGCUCAAGAGUUCCUCAGGAGAGUCAAAGAGAUCUUGGAAGGCAGCGGCAUUGAGCUUGUUCUGCCGAUAGACUGUGGCCGGAACCCGCUGCAGCCUGACGACCAGUUGGGGACUUCGGAGCUCCCGUGGCUGGUGGCUCUGGGCUCGCGCGAGGACGGCCGCUUCUUCUACCGCUGCCCUGGCCUCAUCGUCACCAACUUCCACGUUCUCACCGACGCCGACUGCACCGCCUCCCCCAACAUCAAUGUGGUCCACGUGAGCAGGUCGGGGCUGGUGCCUGACGAGGGGGCCGAGGAGAACUUCGUGGUGGGGCGCCGUAUCCACCCCGACAUCACCACCCUCACCGACCUCUUCAGCGGCGUCAACGUGGGCCUCGUGGAGCUGGCCGAGCCUUUCGUCUUCCACGACGCCCUCCAGCCCGUGUGUCUGCCCGGCCUGCUGGACGAGCCUGACCCCUUCGCUGCCUUCAGUGGUCUGGCGGCCGGCUACUCCGUCAUCCCUAACAGCCAGGUGGGGCGCGUGGCCGAGGUGUACGCCGUGAACGCCAGCGUGUACGGCCCCGCGUGGUGUCGCAGCGGCGUGCUCACCCGCGACGCGCCCCCCAACGCGACCCUCAGCCUCAUGCAGGUGCUGAACGAGAGGCACGUGUGCGCGGCCCUCGACUUUGAUGAGAUCGGCAAGUCCGUACUACUGGCGGAGGACGCGAGGACAGGGCGGGUGAGGGUGGUGGGUGUGGGCUCCUUCGCCAAUGCUGAGCACACCUUCCCUAUCACCUACACCCUCGUGCAGCCCCAUCGCUUCUGGGUGGAGGUCACGCUCAAGCGCUUCCUCGACAACACAGCCACGCGCAAGACACUCGAGGAGACUAUAGAUGAGCAGCUAUAGGAACCUUGUUGGAGUGGAGGUGCGUGACCCGGACGGUGUGUGGCGCUGCAUGCGUGGCCACCAGACCCAGCGAGGACCUGCAGACCUGCACCGCCAGCACCCGAUCCCCCAUCCCCACCUCCU